GGGCGGCGUUUGCUCGCAGGGAGACUAACACGGGGAGGCUCCCGGGGGCGUCUGGGUGGGUGGAGGGGCGCGCUUUCCCUUAGGAGGAGGCGCUUCCUUGGAAGGAGCUUCGGCCUCCGGGCAGGCAGGGACUGAAGAACCGCAUGGGGAACCCUUGCAGGGAAAGCCCCCGCGGGAAGCCCUUUGCAGCGGCUGUUCCAUCAUACCGGGCGCCGUUUUAAGAACCGGGUCCCGCCGGGAAGCUGCCCUGGUGGUGGUGGGGGAUCCCUUGGGGUUAAGCCUGAGCGGGGCUCCUGCAGGCUCUCAGCGGGGCAGUGAGGGGGGGGGGUCCUAGAAGGACCUGUAGGAAACUUUCAGGCAUGGCCACCCGGCGUUUAACAGACGCGUACUUGUUGUUGCGGAACAACGCCAUCCAAAGCCGGCAGCUGCUGGCCGAGCAAGUGAGUAGUUACAGCUCCUCCAGUCCUCUGACUUCACGUAGCAUGGCUGCUGCGGAGCUGGAUGAGCUUGCAGAUGAUCGCAUGGCACUGGUAUCGGGUAUCAGUUUAGAUCCUGAAGCAGCUAUCUGUGUAUCUAAGAGGUUGUCUCCCAAGUGGAUUGAUGGUAUAGAAGAACUAAUGCUAGCAACUUGA
Molecule: messenger RNA, 632 nt
Organism: Thamnophis sirtalis
Lineage: Eukaryota; Metazoa; Chordata; Lepidosauria; Squamata; Natricidae
Source: RefSeq, a predicted model, not a curated record